This is a messenger RNA of Botrytis deweyae, 795 nucleotides long. RefSeq lists its product as uncharacterized. The coding region runs from base 1 to 795 and encodes 264 amino acids. The transcript has 2 exons. The record is from RefSeq and is a predicted model, not a curated record. NCBI's taxonomy places the organism in Eukaryota, Fungi, Ascomycota, Leotiomycetes, Helotiales, Sclerotiniaceae.
AUGGGCGCCCAAAUAUCGAACGAAAAGCUUUCCAGCUCAAAAAUUGGAAACAACAAGAAUGUACUCAAUCUUUUGUCUAGAUCUCGAGCUACAAAACAAUCGGAUUCAUCACUGGAGAGGUUACCCGUAGAGAUUCUGUUGAAAAUCAUGCGAUCUCUCAUCGUCUCAGACGUUUCCAUUGCAUUCACAUGCCCUCGAAUGUAUGUAAUGUUCAAAGACGCGUUUCCGCGACCAAUCAGUUUAUGUAACACUGGUGUUACCCCUCAUAUCGAUCAUCUUGAUGCUCUCAAGGUCAAAAAAGUACAUUCAAAACUCAUCAAGUACGCACCAAUGCUGAGUAUAUAUAAGCCCAAAGACUAUAUAUACAGAGUAGUGACACGCGUAUGUAAGCCUGCGAGAUACGAUAUCAAACUUGAGGUCCUGUAUCGUUUUGAACACUAUGGUCGGUUUCUUCGCCGACCAUACUAUGAUAACGAAGAGAAUUGCAGAGAUCUUAAGGACAAGUAUGUUGAAUACGAGUUGUAUGUCCAUUGCUGGAGUAGAAGAAUGGGGGAAGUAUUCACGUACCCCUACCCGCAUAACAAGGGACGAGUCAUCUACGAGAUGGAAAUGAAGCGAGAAAUUCAUCGAUUGCUAGAUUCCAUGGACGAUGCAACUCCUAGCCAGUAUAUCGAACGUGAGUUCUUUAUGAAGGAGUUCCUCGCAAUCGGUUCAUACAAAGAGAUUCAAGACCUAAUUCUUGCGGAUUUGUCCCUGAUACGAUAUAGUCAAUGGAGAGAUAUGUCGAAUUUUUAA